This is a messenger RNA of Notolabrus celidotus (New Zealand spotty), 8135 nucleotides long. RefSeq names its product cat eye syndrome critical region protein 2. The coding region runs from base 191 to 5107 and encodes 1638 amino acids. Lineage: Eukaryota; Metazoa; Chordata; Actinopteri; Labriformes; Labridae. Gene Ontology annotation, molecular function: protein binding. Gene Ontology annotation, biological process: chromatin remodeling. The transcript has 19 exons. The record is from RefSeq and is a predicted model, not a curated record. Gene Ontology annotation, cellular component: CERF complex.
UCUGUUCAGCUCCGAUCAGACUCUGAUUGAAACAGAUUGAAACGCUCCUCCGCGGGUCGAAAUGGCAACUGUCCGAUCAGGACGGCUACAGCAACUUUCCCCGUGUUUGUAAUGUUCCGGAGUCGAUAUAAGUCGAGUGAGAAACUUUCGGAUGUGAGACACAACAGGUGCACCAAUUAUUAGUCCGAAAAUGUCCCCUGGAUGUACCGUUUCUGUGGAAGAGAUCCAGUCUUGGUGGGAAGUCCCCGCCAUAGCCCACUUCUGCUCGCUGUUCAGGACCGCGUUCAGCCUCCCAGACUUUGAAAUCGAGGAGCUGGAGAAAGCGCUGUCGGAGCAGGACUUGGACUUCCUCGGGGACCUCAUUGCUUGUCUUUUGCAAGGAUGCUACCAGCGCCAUGACAUCAUACCCCAAUCAUUUAGCAGCUACCUUGAUGACAUCAUCAGCUACAGGUGGGAACUGGAAGAGGGGAAGCCCAACCCCCUGAGAGAGGGCCCCUUUGAGACCCUCCCUCCUCGCACUCAGGUUGAACUGCUGCACCGGCUGUGUGAUUACCGUCUGGAUGCUGCUGAUGUCUUUGACCUGCUGAAGGGCCUCGAUGCAGACAGCCUGCGGGUGGAACCCCUGGGGCAGGAUGGAAAUGGAGCCCUCUACUGGUACUUUUACGGCACUCGUAUGUACAAAGAAGAGCCGGUCAAGAGGAGAGCAGAGAAGACCAGCGAAUCCCCCGAGUUAGCAUUUCCAGAGAAGAAGAAGAGAGGAAGACCACCAAAGAAGAGAAAACUAGAGGACCCUCAGCUAAGUGAGGUGGAAACUGAGGUGACUGAGGUGAUAGAAGAGGAGACAGAGAAUGGGCUUGAAGACCUGCGACCCAGCACAGGCCGUAAGCGAGGCACUUGGUCCCUGGUGUGUGAUACAGAGGAACAGUGGGUCAGUCUGGCAGAAAGCAUCAAGGACAAAACCUCCCCACAGGACCGCCACCUCCACCGUGUCAUCAGCCAGAACUUCCUGCCUGAGAUCAGCAGCAUGAUCGAGCACAAGGAGCGGGAGCAGAAACAGAAACUACUGGACCCGACCCCAGUGCGAACAUCGCAGCGGUUCUCUGUAAAAUUCAACAACCAUGAAGAAGACAAGGAUGACAUGAAUGCCGUAGCUGACGAAGAGAAGAAGAAAGAUGAUGAGCUGGACAGGCAGGUUCUGCUGGCUGAGCAGCGACGAGAAGAGGAAAGACUUCUGCAAGAGGAACUACAGAGAGAGAAGAUGGAGAAGAUCAAAGCUGUGGAGGAGCGAGCAAAGAGGAGAAAGAUGCGGGAGGAAAAAGCCUGGUUGUUGUCUCAAGGAAAAGACCUGCCACCUGAACUCCUCAAUCUGGAGCCCUCUUCCCCUGUGCGCAGAAAAUGCAGGAAUAAAGAGUUCUAUGAAAUUGAUGACGACUACACAGCUCUUUACAAAGUGCUGGAAGCCUUAAAAGCCCAUAAAGACGCUUGGCCUUUCUUAGAGCCUGUGGAUGACUCCUAUGCCCCCAACUACCAUGAGCUCAUUAAGACUCCCAUGGACCUCUCCACCAUUGAAAAGAAGCUCAAUGAUGGAGACUACGUUGCUAAGGAGGAGUUUGUUGCUGACGUGAAGCUCAUGUUUGAGAACUGCAUUGAGUACAAUGGAGAAGACAGCGAGUACACUGUUAUGGCGGAGUCUCUAGAACGCUGUUUCAGCCGAGCCAUAUUGAAACACUUUCCAUCAGAGGACGGCGACACAGACGAGGAGUUCCACAUCGAGAGAGAGGACAAGGAGCGCAAAGACAAAAAGCGCAAUCGUGGCAGUAAGUAUCCAGGACCUGAGAGUCUGAUCAAGGCCACUGAACAAGUCCAACGCAAGAGGAGCUUCCUGGGAGGUAAAGGAAGUACAUCUGCAGAGGAAGAGGACAACAAGCCGACACAACUACAUCCUCAUCCUCACUGGGCCAAUCGUCCCCCUCACCCCCACAGCCUCCAUCCAGGCCAGCAGCACAUGCAUGAAGGAGGCAUCAGGGGCAUGUACCAUCCAGGGCAACAGCUCCAUCGCCUGCCUGGUCACCCUGGUCCUCAUGGUCCCCCUGGUCCUCAUGGUCCUCAUGGUCCUCAUGGUCAUCAUGGUCCUCGCAUGUAUGCUCAAAGAAUGCCAAUGGAUCCCCGCUUUGCUUACCCAGCUCACAUGCCCAGACAUGGAGACCCUGGUUUUAACCGUUUGCCACACAACUUUAACAUGCAGCAUCGCUUGGCUGAAGGACAUCACAUGGGUCCACGGUAUCCAGCGGGCCCAGACCCUCACCAUCAGCAGCCCCCACACCUGCAGCAGCACCCAUACAUGGGUCCGACUCAUGGACCAUCUCUGGGUCCACGUCCUGUGGCCCUCCAGCCUGGACCUCCACCUGAAGCCAGCAUGUACCCAUCCCACCACCGUCCAGAGGGCCACAACAUGCACCCCAUGGGCAACAGAUUCCCAGGGCCAGAAGGACCUCCUCAGCACAACUACCCAAGCAUGAGGCCACCUGGUAUGGGACCCUCUAACAUGUGGACUGACAUGAAUCACCAGGAGAGACCCAAUGGGAUGCGCAUGCAAGAUCCCAACAUAGGGAAUCAGCACAACUUUAAUUAUGGUGGUGUCCCCCCCCCAGUGGGGCACAAACCAUGGCUUGAAGCUGCUGGAUACCCUCACCCUCCUCCAAAUGCCCAGUAUCAAAUCCCCGCUGCUGUCAGCUCCCCGGGGCCCAUGUCCUCUCGUCCCCCUGUUCCCCACCCAGACCCCUCUGGCAGGACACGCUUGGCUUCCAUGUUGGAAAGCCCAGAGAUGCUGGCCCUGCAGCAGCUGUCGGCCUCUUCUAGACCCCCUGCUGGUACCCCUCAUCAGCACAUGAGCAACUUUCAGCAGCCCGGGCCCCCAUCAGGAAUUGGCAGCAUCCCAGCUCAGCCCUCUCAGCAGCCUCCCCCUGCCCCUGAGGUUCAGCUGCUGCGUCCUGCUAGAGACAAUGGGCCAGACAGCCAAUCUUUCCAACGGACAGACAUGCACCCCAAAGAAUCAACAUUAAAGAACCCAGUGGCUGCAAACUCAAUGUCUGAUGAACCAUCAUCACACAAAAUUCCUGUUUCAACUCACCCAGAGCAUCCGUCCAUCCAGAGCCCAACAGGACACCACUCUGGUCUACCCGAGGACACGCAGAGCUCCUCAGGACACGACUCAGGCAGAUCACUGGAGACGCCGCCUGGAUCAGAGCUGAGUUCAUUAGAGAGCCAAAAACAUGACAGAGAUGACCAGAGACAAUCUGCCAGCCACAGUCCCUCUCAUCAAGUUUGUGCCAAUACAGUACAGCCCCAUGUUAAUGCAAGGAGCAACAAUUCCACUUGUUCCUCUUCACCCAACCACCCCCAGCAAUCACAGAACAGCCCACAUCAAACAUAUCCCAACACAGCACCUCCUCAUCAGAGCGUCCUGCUCCAGCAUGGCUCAGCAUCUCAGAAUUCAGCUCAGCAAGUGGCAGAGAACAACUUUCAAAACAUGCAGAACACAAAUCAGCAAAGUGAGCACCAGCAGAGUGCCCAGACUAACCCCCCUCAGUGUCCCUCUCAGAGCUCCCCGCAGCAUAUGACCCAGAACACGCAGCAACACAAUCCUCUGCCUUCUCCCCAAAACACGUCCCACCAACUUCCCACACAGAACAGCUCCAUGCACGGGAUGCCUCAAAGUGCCACACAAGAAGCCCAUCCUGGACCCCCUCAGCCAGCCCCUCUCACCUCUUUGCCACCCAGUCAUCCUACCCCACUAUUACCCUCCCAGCCCAGCCCUGCAGACCAUGGAGAUCAAAGACCCAGUGAGCCUACAAGUAGACCGGGAACAGACAGCACUGCCGCUCCCCCACAGCACACUGUGAUGAAACCUGGACCUCAAAAUGGUGUUUAUAAACAGCCGUCUUUCAGCCCCAGUCACCAUCAAACCUCACUGGUGGGGAAUAACUUAAGUCUGCAGGUUCAGAGAGGGCAGGCACCCCCUCACUCCCAAGGCCAGGCAAAUGGAGCCAUGGGUCCAUAUGGCAUGGGAAACUCUCCAAAUCCAAACUACAGCCAGACAAACAUGAGCAGGCCCAUGCCUCCGUCUGCUCGCCACCCUUAUCACAAUCAGGUCAUGAGCCCCCUCCACAAUCCUGCUCACCACCCCAACUACCACCAGCAGGGAGCGCCCUCCUUCUCCUACCACUUACCAGGCCAGCAGCACCCUCAGGCCCACCCCAGCAUGUACCCCCCUCAUCAGUACCAGCAACAGCACUACUACCCACAACCGCAUCCCCAGGCUCAGGCCAACAGCAGAGGGAGCUAUCCUCCAGAGGAGUGGCUUCACUCUCACUAUCAGACCCGUCAAACAGUGCCGUCCAAUACCCAGAUACCUGCAGCCAGUGCCAGGGGAAAUGGUCCGUUUAAAGAGAGCAGUAUGUCUCCACUCGGCUCUGAGGGCUCCAGUGGUGCUUCUUUAGUGUCCCCUGGACCUGUGCCUGAAGUAGGGCCUCACCCCGGAAUCUCAGGGGAGAGGAAGAGUGCAGGCAGGGAGCAGGCCAGUGGAAGCAUCCCAGCAGGUCAGGCUCACACAGAACGGCCUGAAAGUCCUAAAGAAAUCCUGGACCUUGACAGCCAUAAUGCUGCUGCUCGUCGCCGAAGCACCAUGCAGCCUCAACAUCACCACCACUCUCCAGCCUCUGCUGCACACAUGGUGUCUGGUUUCAUGUACGACCCUCGUGCCGUGCACCCUGGGAUGCAGCAGGGUGGCGUUCCUCCUCCCCACAUGAUGUCUCAGGCACGGGGAAACGCGAACGGAGCCCCUUACCCCAGCCAGCAAUACCAAGAUCUCGGACGAUAUAGCUCUCAAAGACCUCACCCACACCUGAUGGAGGCUCUGCAGCGGCCCCAACAGCUGCCCUACUCACCAGGUCAGACACGCAUGGCCAUGUACAGACACCCUCGGCCUGUGGGGCACUUCCAGGGCAUGAUGAUGCAACAGAGAGGCAUCGCACCAGAACACUUCCUACACCCAGGGCAACAGAUGAUGGCUGCUCCAGGAGGUCCGAGCAAUAAACAAGGAGUGUGACGAGUACCUUAUUAGUGCAUGUUUUUAUCAAAGGACAAAGCAGCGAGCCAAAAGGAGGGAUGUGAGGGCAUGCUGACAGAGACUGUAGAAGGGAAACUUUUCUCACGUCUCUCACUGAUUUUCUUACACUGGACUAAAACGUUUGGCUCUGUUGUUGCUCACCAAUGGACCAGAGGCUCCGAGCAGGCAGCAGGUGUUUCCAAGAUGAUGUGAACCCUGGAGCACAUUUCUGUUUUACUCAACAUGAUCAGGGCAUUUAUGAAUUUCUCAAUGAAGCUUUGUCUUUCUGGUUGCUUCCAAACAAAUAAAAUUCAACUUGGAUCAUCUUGCAGAAAUGAAGACUUUUAACCACUCGGCCAACUUGCCAAAUAAAGGGAUACUGCCUUCAAGAACACUGGACAGCCCUCUCCUCUGUGAGCUGUGACGAAGACAAGAGGGACUUUUAUUCUUUGAUGCUGUUUUCUGUUCCAACCAUAUAUUUAAACUCAGGUUUAGAAAAGGAGGUACUUUUUGACUGUCACCAGACCCAAGUCAGCUCUCAGACUCCUUCCGAUGGCCUUGGUUUCCUUUGUGAAUGUAUGAGUGAAUGCGUGGACCAUUAGGACACAGAAACACUGAUUAGUCUGAAGCAUGAGCUGUCCUGAAAAAGGCCCACUCAUUGAUCCACUCCCUCACUGAAGUGUUUCUCUAGUUGUGGAGCAAACACAUAGAAUAUGCAUCUUUCAGAGCUGCCUUCAUCGUUAAGAAUGUCUCUAACAGAAAAGGACUAACAAAGAUGGUGCAGUCUGUAUCCGGCUGCACCCACUCUGUUCUGCACUAUGGAGUUUGUUAGUCUUGACAUCCUGAAACUGAGUGGCCUUGAUAGUCUUAUUUUAAAUCAAACACAUAAAUGUAUGAACAUUGAUCCUUACCUCUUGUCCCAGAUGAGGAAAUUCUAAACUUCUUAACUGUGACUUUUCUGAGCUGGGAUAUGCACAUACACAUAAAAACCUACACAUUGAUCCCCUCAUUGUUGUUUUAGGGGCACAUUUGUUGCAUUCCAGUUCUAAGUUUGUUGCUCUUUGUUCCUUUGCAUGGUUGCUUCUUUGAGUGCUUCCUCCUCCCCAUGUUAAUACUUAACGUAUCCUCAGGGUGUACAGUUUCUAUAUACGGGUAUUUUUCUGCAUGAUUUUAAUGAGGAGCAGCGUGAGGACGGUGCGACUGGAAAAUCAGUCCAGCUCGUGUGAAGAACAGAUCUUUUUGGGGGUUGUUGUCCUGAACAAUAUUUGGCUCAGCACACUGCCAACCUGUUGGACUUAUGUACCAUAAAAAACAAAAAAAAAGAACUUUUCUUACCGCUGACGAAGAGUGAGACGGAUCACAUUUGGGCUUUCUACAUUCCUGAUGUCACUGUUUGUCAAGACUGUCACAAUCUACCUCAUCCAACUGCUCAGUGGCAUCUACAGACUCCUACAUGUACUAACCAGCAGAUGAUUUGAGCACCACUUUCAGUUUGCAGGCUUACUACACUGAUGGUGCAAUGGCCUUAAAAUACCACGAGAACCCUGAAAGGACACACAGCCAGACAUUUUAUUUAAUCCAUUUUACCAGGAUAACAAUUCAUUUCCUGUUUCGUUUCCCUCAAGAUCCCCACCUAUUCGUCUCCUCAUCUUGAAAUCACAACCCUGGUUUCCCUGUGACGAGGGCACAAAAUCAUCAUAACUCGUUUCCCCUGAGUUGCAAAAGCACAACACAAACAGAGAAAAAGUCAGAACUAACUUUGCUACUGUGGUGUGGGCGAUCACCAGAAAAUAAUCCUGUUAACACAAGAAAACAAGCUGUGUUAUCUCAACAUAAUGAAAUACUUAAAUGGAAAAACCAGCUUUGUCAUCCUGGAGUAACUGCAUCAAAAGUAAACCAGUGUUCUCUUAAGAAAACAUCCAUCCAGGUAUCCAGAAACAACCGGGGAUUACUUGCUAUCACGCUCAAACAAAGUGAAUAAAAAGUAUGGUUGUGUGUCUGCUUAGGGCUUCUGUACAAUUCCCCACCAUCCUCUGUGUCAGACUGUUGUGUCCAAUAACCGUCAACAAGAUGCUGUCAUUAUUAUUCGACUGUGUUCGAGUCUCAUCACAGGUGUACUAGUAAAAGAAGCAAUCCUUAAAGUGCACACUAUGCUUUGAAUAGAUGGCACUUUCACUCUCAGUUUCUUAACACCAUCAUUGGUGUAUGAUGGACUAUAUCAUAAGUCUGACGUGAUGCUCUGCAAGCGCGUCUCUUUAGUUGUACAGGUUGCAUGAAAACAAAGUCGGCUGUUUUCCAGUCUAGAGUCUGAAAUAGGUUGUAUAGAGUUUGGCAGCGUUGUUGGGGAUUUCUUUAGUAGUAGGCAUCUUUGACUUUGUAAAGAAAUUACUGAGGAGGAAGAUAAAAGCAGAGAGUGCUGGAUGCUGUGAUAAAAUGUUGUAACAUGUCACGCAGGACUUUGUGUUUUAUUGAAAUAGGGAACUGUCUCAAUGCUUAGUGGGUCUGAAGGGCCACUGUGGAGGUAGAGUUCUCACUUGUGCUGUCUUAUUUAUGAAGGACAGGUUUGAUUUUAAAAGUCUGUGAGGUUGUGAUACCAUUUUAUGGUGAACAGAUGUGUGUGUUUGUGAGUGAGUGUGUGUGUGUGUGUUUCUGGUGUGUAGAAUCGACACCAGAUGAUCAGAAAGUGUGUAUUCAACUCUCACUUGUUUCUGCUGUCAUCCCUCUGCACUAGUGAGAACAAUUUAGACGUUAUUAAAUGUGAAUCAUAUUUAUUUGCUCUUUUAAUAAUUUUUGUACAUUUUUGGACUUGUUUUAAUAUAAAUGUGGUGUUUGUUUCCUUUUUUCUUGAUGUUUUUUGGGCAGUUGUCUUUUACCUCAGUAGCAUGGCAGCAUUGAAAAAGAAGACCUGUACUUUCGUUUUUCAGUGACGUUUACAAGUUCUUAUCUGACUGACAUAGAUUAUUUUGGAAAUGGAACAGAAUAUUUUCUAUACUGUACAUUUCUUAGAAAUAAAUAACUUUUUCUCAAA